GAGUUGUCCCCCCGCCAUUAACCCAGCAUAUCUCCUGUUGUCCAAGUGUUUUAUGCCACCGUGUGUUUGCUUACAUCCGGGAUAAUCUCACCGAGAGCUUAGUUUUACUUUGUACCAUGCCAAACAUGACUCCUGUUGACCGAUUCCCGAGUGUUCGCAGUUUGACAAGACCACCAUCAACACCUUCGACUGCACUGGCCGCGGAACCAUCGGAUAAAGAUGCACCAGGCCGGGAAUGCAGCACACACGAGGCACUGGCAGCGGUCAUCUUUGUGGGACAACUGUUUUCACUCAUGCCCAUCAUCGGUUACGGGCAGGCCAGUGAUCCGCGAACCGUCACGAUGCGCUACCGUUCCGUACGGUUCGUGUACGGAUGUGUCACGCUCUUUGUCAUGUUGACGCUUAUCGUAAUGCUGGCUGCAUAUACGGUCGAACAGCCCUCGUUCGGUGUACAGCAAGCCUCUUCACUCGUGUACUACGGCAUCAUUGUGUUUUACAUGGUCGAACUAAUGCUGCUGGCACGCAACUGGUCCCACAUUAUGGGCCGCUGGUACGUGGAUGAGUUACCUUUCCGGAGUGAACCGUAUCAACCACCGGCCGGUACACUGCCAUUCCACCGCAAGGUGCAUCUUAUCGCGUUCAGUGUGAUGUUUUUUGCAUUCGUUGAGGACACACUGAACUUCGUGUCGGCGUACCAGUUGAAUGCGCUUCACAUACGCUACUGUCCGCAUCGGAGCGGGUUUUGGAAGAAUUUCUUCCACCGGGAACAUCCGUACGUGCUGCACGUUAUCCCGUACCAUCCGGUGGUCGGAUGGACAAUCGAGCUGACGAUGCGAAUCGCCAAGUUUAGCUGGCACUAUGUGGAUGUGUUCAUCAUCUGCCUCAGCCUUGGACUGCAGCGACGGUUCGUGCAGUUUAACGACCGGCUGGAACGUCUCGAUGGACAACCGCAAACGCAGGGUGUCUGGCGUGGACUGCGGCUAGACUUUGUACGGCUGUCCGAACUGGUCGCUUUCGUUGACGAGCGGUUCUCGAAGCUGAUCCUGUUUAGCUGCGCCAACGAUAUGUUCUUCAUCACCGUGCAGCUGUUUAACAGCUUUGACCUUAAAGCGACCACCGUAACCACGGUUUACUUCUGGUAUUCGCUCGGAUUUCUCAUGUGUCGCUGUUUUCUCAUGCUGUUCGUCGUGUCCUCAAUAAGCCGAGCCUCGGAACGUCCACUGGAAACGCUUCGACGCUUUCCCAGCUCGAAUUGGAAUCUGGAUCUAAGGCGGCUUUGUGACGCAGUGGCCACAUCCGAGAAUGCUCUCUCCGGCAAGAGAUUCUUCUUCGUCCGAAGGCCAUUAAUAUUAGCGAUGGCCGGAACGAUCAUUACUUACGAGCUCGUUUUGCUGGAUCAGGUAAAGAAAAAUCCCGACACGACAAAGGAUUGCACAUUUUAA
Molecule: messenger RNA, 1442 nt
Organism: Anopheles funestus (African malaria mosquito)
Lineage: Eukaryota; Metazoa; Arthropoda; Insecta; Diptera; Culicidae
Product: gustatory receptor for sugar taste 64a-like
Exons: 4
Coding region: 117-1442 (441 amino acids)
Biological process (GO): sensory perception of sweet taste; detection of chemical stimulus involved in sensory perception of taste
Cellular component (GO): membrane
Molecular function (GO): sweet taste receptor activity
Source: RefSeq, a predicted model, not a curated record